AUUACUAACAGAAAAUAUCUAAGUAUUUAAUUUAAAAAAUAUAAUUUGAAAAUAAUAAUAACUUAUUUUUAAUGAGUUAAACAAAUAAUGAGUAAAAAUUAUCAAAGAAACAAAAACAAAGUCUUAGGAAGAAAACAUGCUUUAGGUGAAAGCCAAGUAAUAUAGCUUUGUAUUCUUCAUUAAGAAUUGGUGAAAACCUUAAAAAUUAGGAAAUUUAAUUUUUUAGAAGAAGAAAAAAAAAUACUUUUAUUAGAAUCUUGAACGGGUCAUAAAAAUUAGUCUUUGACCCCUCAAACACUCUAAAAAAAUAUCAUUCGAGGCUUAUAUUAAUACUGUUCUUCCUUCUCAUUUACAAGUAUGAGUGAGUUCUUCAGUUUGCGUCAUUUUAUUUUUCAAAGCAAAGUUUUUUUUGUGUAUGUAGAUGGGAUGGUGGAAGAAGAAGAAGUCACGAGCGGUUGUUAAAGAACAGACGUGGGACAGAGACCAAUGGAGAGGAGAGAAAAUUCUAGAAGCGCUAAUCCAAUGCUGUGAUGGCAAACCAAAUCCCAUCAAAUUCUUCACUGCUGAUCAAAUCCUCAAAGCCACUCAAAAACAUUUUUGCAAUCGUGUUUCCGAAUUAUAUUUUCAUGGGAAAUGGUAUUCAGGUACGCUCGAUGACCAUCGCAUGAUUCUACUUAGGAAAAUGAAGGGAAGAAGUCCACAUCCCCCUAGAGACAUCUGCACUGGACCUCCUAAGGACGUAGCGAUAUCUUCGAUGGUGAGUGGUCACAAAAAUUUCAUGAAGUUGGUUGGGUGCUGUUUUGAGUUUGAAUAUCCAGUCAUAGUUUAUUAUGGUGGAGAGAGACAGUACUCACCUGUAGAUUUGAAUAAGAUAGUGUCAUGGAGAAGGAGAAUGAAGAUAGCAGAGGAAGUUGCAACUGCUUUAGCUUAUCUUCACGUUGCGUUCCCAAGACCCUUUGUGUAUAGGAACAUGGGGUUGAAAAAUAUAUUAUUAGACAAAAAUGGCGUAGCGAAGUUGAAUGAUUUAUCUUAUUGUGUCUCGAUUCCAAAAGGAGAAACACAUGUCAAGCUUACUUGGGCUGGUAAAGACUACGAUUACAUGGACGAUGAUUAUAUAUUCAACCGCGUAGUGUCGGAGAAAACUGAUGUUUUCGGGUUUGGAGUUUUCAUGCAAAAGCUUUUGACCGGAGAAGAAAAUUUUGAGGAGCUUUGUGGUUGGAAGAACUGGAGAGAGAAAAACAAGUUCCCAAAGUGGUUGUCCACGUACAUGGGAGAAGGAAGAAUGAAUGAGAUCGUAGAUCCAAAGAUGAGUGUGGUUUUAGAAGAAGAAGAGCGUUGUCUAAUGGAAGCUUUUCUUGUCCUCUCAGAAAGAUGUAUUGGUCUUAGAGGGGAAGUUCCAAAAAUGGUGGAAGUGGCUAAGGAACUAAGAGCAUCAGCAAUGCUAGAAACUUUUUUUGUUUGUUAAGGUAAAAAGU
Messenger RNA from Brassica napus (rape), 1475 nucleotides. RefSeq names its product non-functional pseudokinase ZRK15-like. Gene Ontology annotation, biological process: cell surface receptor signaling pathway; protein phosphorylation. The transcript is spliced from 2 exons. The coding region runs from base 422 to 1465 and encodes 347 amino acids. Gene Ontology annotation, cellular component: plasma membrane. The record is from RefSeq and is a predicted model, not a curated record. Gene Ontology annotation, molecular function: ATP binding; protein serine/threonine kinase activity. Lineage: Eukaryota; Viridiplantae; Streptophyta; Magnoliopsida; Brassicales; Brassicaceae.